UCCGCAUCCGCCCGUUUUGCUGCUGCGUCAUUCCCACUUCGCAGCCUUCAUCGCCCGCGACAUUGCCGCGAAUCGGAGCGUCGUCAUCGGGAAGGAACCAACACAGUGCCGUCAUACACUUCGUAUGCAGUGUUAAGUGGACUUUGCGCUGGCUGGAAUGAUCGCAGGGUGGAAUUUUAGGGUGAGGUGUGGUUUGAAGCUGAGAUGUCGUGAAGAGGAUUAGGGAUUGGAGGUUGCUUUUGAGUAGUGGGGGUUGUAUUUAGGGAGAGAAAGAGGGCGGAGGGAGGUGAGAGAAUCCUGGCAUCAUGUGGCACGAAGCGCGUCGUUCGGAGAAGAAGGUCCAUGAAAUAAUGGACGCGGCACGAAGGCGGGCGCAGAAGAGAGCUAUAUUCUUGGCGAAGAGGAGAGUGGAUCCGCAGCAGACGUUGCGAAUAGUCGGGACUCGGUGCCGACUGCACCAUGAUGCUACCAUUUAUCAGGCGACGGAGGAUCAGCAAGGAUUAAUUCCAUGGAAUGGGAAGGAGGACAACCUCAUCGAUCGUUUUGACGGGCGGGCGUUGCUGGAUGUCAUUCGGGAGUACAAUUCUUCAGCCUUCCAGCAUUUGCAGCGGGAGAAGACGGAAGAAGAAGACGAGCUUGAGGUGAUGGUCAAUUUUCAACGGUAUCGGGAUCUUAUUAAGCAGCGGCGUAGGGGCCUGAGCGAUAAGCAGGGUCUUGAUGAUGUGGAGCAGGAGCUGGAGGCAAGAUCCACGGCCUUGAUUGGAGGAGAUAAGCAGCGGCCGAUGGCAGCAGCGAAGCCCACGUAUGGACAGGUCGGGUUUGCGUACGAGGGAUCGGGCGGACCAGGGGCUGGAGCUUUGAAGGAGGAAGCUUUGCUUGCAGGGAUUGGGGAGAGCGACAGUGAUGAAGAAGCUGCGGAGGAAGAGGAAGGCAGCAGCAGUGAAGAUAGUGAGGACGAGUUGAUUGAGUCAAUUGGACAGGAUUAUGGAGUGCAAAGAUUCAAUUCCUUGCUCAGCCUUGAUCGGAAGUUGAAGGAGGAGGAAGGGCGGCAGAAAGAGUUAGUGAAAGGAGAUCCAACAAUGAGAAAGCUAAGCAGAAAGGAGCGUCGUAAAGUAUCUCAGCAAGAAAGAGAGAGGGAAAAACAGGCUGUAAGGCAGCUAAGUAAUCGACCUCUUCAGCAUGAUCCUUACAGGGAAUUGAGGAAAAGUCCUACGUAUGACUCUUAUCAAUCUUAUCAAAGAAGAGAUAGAGGAAGGUCUUCAUCACAUUCUCCCCUUAAUUCGAGGUCCAGACUGGAACAUCGUUAUCACGAUUCUGACUCAUAUGGCCGUGACCAUCACCGUAGGAAGCGGAAAAAUUCAUGUGGUACCACUUCCACGAUCGAGUAUAUUACCGAGUUUGGGGUUGAGGGAACUGCCAGUGAGCCGGUACGAAAUAUGGCUACCCCUGUAUCACCCCCGCUGCAUGAUCUGGAUGCUCCUCGUCAUACGCUCCCAUCAAGACGGAUUCUCGAAGCUUUACACAGUGACCCAGCAGCAAUUGCUGUUACGCCAUCGGUCUCGGGACUAUCUGCUACUGACUGGGAUGCGCGGCAAAGAGAACGGGAAUGGAAGGCCUCUGGUGUGUGUUCUUCCUCUGCACUUUCAAAGUUGAGUAAGGUCGCGACUCCUGGGUCAGCUACGCAGAAAACCUCUCAAUCAAAUGAAAAGUCUCAAGAAACUCCUCAAGAGCGUCUGAAACGAAUCAUGAAUAAGCAGCUAAGCAAGCAAAUUAAGAAGGAUAUAGUUUCAGAGGCAGGCAAGAGGAGAGAGCAGGAAAGGGAAAGACAAGAGAAGCUUGCUGAGACUCGCCGCAUAGCACAACGCAGUAGACGUGGUCGCAGCAGAAGUCGAAGUCUCUCUCCAGUCAGGUAUCGAUACAGAAGCAGAAGCAGAAGCAGAAGUCCCAUUCGGUCAUAUCCAAGAUCAUCGAGCGGUAGGAGUCGAAGCCGGAGCUAUGUAAGGAGUUGAGUUUAGUCGACAUGUGGAGUAGUGGGAUCGAGUACCUUUUGUUUUCUCUCGUUGUCCACACUGAACUCCCACAUGAACCACAUUGAGCGUAGCUGGAGUUUCGAGCCACGUGAAGUAUCUCCAUUCCUCUUUCAACAUGCUUGAAGUGGAGGAUGACUUCGUGGCUUCCAACUCAACCAUUUAUUCAGACAUUGUACAUAUGACUAUGAAUGUUCAUCAGGGGAAUACCCGCAUUGAACUAGCAUGACGCGCUUUAGCAAGCUGGCCUUGCUUUUCAGGCUCUAUUCAGGAAGCAAACAAAAGUUUGUGAGUCGAACCAAGCAUAAGUGUAUACCUAGUGCUGCUGCUGCUGCUGCUGCGCAUGGUUAAAUUUUUGAUCCGUAA
Physcomitrium patens is the source of this 2393-nucleotide messenger RNA. RefSeq lists its product as uncharacterized. The record is from RefSeq and is a predicted model, not a curated record. Lineage: Eukaryota; Viridiplantae; Streptophyta; Bryopsida; Funariales; Funariaceae.